UUCGCAAAAAUGUCUCGCAAACGAAUAAAAGUUUUACAGUACAUGUAUAUCAAAACAUACAUUCUUAAUGUACAAUCUGUUUUCAUUUAUAGCGGCAUUGAUUAGGCAAGCAUUAUCUAUCUGGCAGCAAGAGACUUGUAUAACAUUUACGGAGGCAAAAACAGUAACUGCACCAGCAAUCAACUUUAAGGAAAACGAAGAAGGUUGCUGGGCUUAUCUUGGGCGAAGAGACUCUGGUAUUAAUGAAAUUAACCUCGGAGCAGGUUGUAAAUCUUUACGAACCGUUCUUCAUGAAAUUGGACAUGCUUUGGGCAUGUGGCAUGAGCAAAACAGACCAGACAGAGACGAUUACGUCACCAUACAAACCAAAAACAUCGAAUGGGGCAGAGAACAUGCAUUCUUGAUAAGAUCUAAUAGUCUAACCUAUAGAACCCCAUACGACUUUGGAUCCAUUAUGCACUAUUAUGAUACGGCAUUUGCAAAAUCACCCAGAUUAAAAACAAUCAUUGCCAAGCAAGACAACUAUGAAAGGACAAUGGGCCAAGAACUCGCAUUAUCAUUUUAUGACAUCAAAGCUAUGAAUUACCAUUACUGUCAGAGUAAGAAGGGUUAA
This is a messenger RNA of Saccostrea cuccullata (small rock oyster), 613 nucleotides long. RefSeq names its product zinc metalloproteinase nas-36-like. NCBI's taxonomy places the organism in Eukaryota, Metazoa, Mollusca, Bivalvia, Ostreida, Ostreidae. The record is from RefSeq and is a predicted model, not a curated record. Gene Ontology annotation, molecular function: metalloendopeptidase activity; zinc ion binding. The transcript has 4 exons. Bases 68 to 613 code for a protein of 181 amino acids. Gene Ontology annotation, biological process: proteolysis.